Molecule: messenger RNA, 1432 nt
Organism: Nannochloropsis gaditana CCMP526
Product: nuclear autoantigenic sperm protein
Exons: 1
Biological process (GO): DNA replication-dependent chromatin assembly; CENP-A containing chromatin assembly
Cellular component (GO): nucleoplasm
Molecular function (GO): histone binding
Source: RefSeq, a predicted model, not a curated record
UGGCAGGGGGUGAAUCCUGUACAAAGGCACCUGCCACGGCGUCUAGCAAGGCCAUCGGGGAGACUGUUUACGAGGAAGGGGACACGGGGGGGGAAAUCACGAAAGUAGGCAUCCCUGAAGACGUACAAGACGAUUUGGAGGUGGCUUGGGAGAACCUGGAGGCGUCCCGUGUGAUCUACCACAAGCACGAGGACAUGGUGGACCCCAUGAAGCUGGGAGAAGUCUACUUGCGCUUGGGUGACUUGCAAAAAGCCAACGGCAACUUUACACAGGCCGUGGACGAUUACCUGCGGAGUCUGGAGAUUUAUGCAAAGGUCUGUGACGAAGAUAGCCGUGUGAUUGCCGAUCUGCACUACCAGCUGGCCAUGAUGUACAUAUACGCGUCCGUGGAAGAGGAGCACGCCGUGACUUUCAAGUCCAAGGCGCUGGAGCACUAUAUUCAAUGCGCACGCGUAUUCGAAAUCCUAGUGGAGAAGGCCCGAAAGGCAGCCGCCACGGCGGGAAAAGUCGGGGAUGGAGAAGAGGAUGGGUCGAGCUUUCCGGAGGAGAGGCGAAAAGAGGGCGAGGACGCAGUCAAGUCUCCGCCUCCGCCGCCCAAGUCGACGCCGGCAGAGGACUUGAAGGAAUUCGAAGAGAUUCUAGCGGAGCUGCGGGAGACGAUCGAAGCGACGAGGCAAGAGCUGUCGGCGGCGGGCUCUGUUGCCAAGGCGCCGGGCCCGGUGACCACGAUUGGUUUCGGGCAACCACUUGCCUCCUCGCUAGGGCCACCUGCGGCUCAUGGGGAAGCAAAAGGAAUUAGCAGGAAUGGGAGUGGCGGCGGAGCCGCACACUUGAAGGGUCAGAGUGAAAAGAUGGGACCGCGCACCUUGGACGGAGGCCAGGCUUCGGUUGCUACCACCGCGGCUGUUAAUGUUAUGGCGGUGAAGAAAAAGACCAAGUCUCUGAUCCCCACCGCCUCUUCUUCUCCCCGUGAACCAUCUGCUGGUCUCUCAGCAGCGGCCGCUGGGAAGAUGGAGGCAAAGAAAGAUGAUCUAGAGCCCCAGAGCGAGGAAAAGAUGAGUCCGAAGAAAAGAUUGGUCACCGAGCAAACUGAGGGACCUGCUGAAUUGCCCAUUUCCAAGGAAGCCCGGUUUGAGUGAAAAUGGGAGGGAGAAGUUGGGUCAAAUCCUCAUUGAUAUGAGAUGGGAAGAAGAGGUCGGACAAAAAAAACAAACGGAAACUGACGUAAAUAUGCUUCAAUGGUGGAGAUAAAGGGAUGACAACUUAGUAAAAUGAUUGGUUGCAUGGUUGUCCUGCAGAAUAUCGUUACGCUGCGUUUCUGUCAGACCUUGCGCUGGCACUGUGUCAGUUGCUGUACUAAUUCGAAAUUUUGGGAAGGACAGCUAUUAAUCCACCAUUAUUGAAGAAAAAAAUAUUAAAACAGAGAAUAUAA